AAAUCCUCUCCGCGACUGUCGCAGAAGCGGCAUCGGCGACGACCAUUUUACAGACAACGUAACCCUGGCGAGUAUCUCGUCCAACAACACAAACCCCAUCGCCCGCGGCGGCACAGAUGGUGGCGGCGAACGCGGCGCAUUUUCAGGCAGCCCAGCUACCAAAGAGGAAAGGGCGGAGUCGUAUCAGUGGAAGAAAUACGGGCAUAAAUUCCUGUCUUCUCAGAAUGCGAAAAGGUUCUACUACCACUGCGCGGAGCGCGACACCACCGGCUGUCCCGCGAAGCUCAUAAUCGACAAGGUCCCGAAGAAGAAGACCAAGCACGGCCGGCGCUCGGGGCUCAAGGACUUAGUGGCGCGGGAAGUUCCAGAAGGAACCGCCGCGCGACGGCCACCGAUUAAUGGAGCCGUCGUUGGGGCCGAUCGCGAGUCCGGCUCGCCGCGAGCCGCGGUCGCUGAUGGGGGGGAGGAGGAAGAGGAGGACGAUUCUAGUUUCGGAUGGGAGGAGAAUCGCGAGAUUCUCGACGCGCUUCCCGUGCUCGAGCGACGCGUGGAUCGCACGCUCACCCCGCGCCGCUUCUGGUGCCGCAAUCGGCACAACCACCUUCCGCCGCCGCAGCAGCCGCUCCAUAUGGUCGUCUCCGCCGCCGCCGUCGCGCAGCCCCGCAUGUACGUCACGGCGGCGGGCGCGGGCGCGACUAUUGCUUCCGCCGCCGCCACGGUGCUUCCGCCGGCGCCGGCGGGUAUCAUGACCGUUCCGCCCGCUGCGACGCUUACCCCGACGGUCGCGCGGACGGCCUCCUCCACCAGCGGCGCCGCUUCCGCCGCCGAAACUCCGCGCCGCCCGUUGACCCCGAAUUUGGCGGACUGGCCGUAUCCGCCAAAGUCGCGCAGCCCACCGAUGGCGGGUGGAGAGGAGCGCGGAUCUCCGCCAUGCGCGCAGCCGGGUCGGAAACGGCCACGGAGCCCGGCGCGUCCGGCGGACGAUCAUCACAAGAUCAGUACUACGGACGCCGCCGCCGGCGCGGGGUGGGAUCACGGCAGCCGCGCCAUGAUGACCCGCCGCCACCUGCGGAGCGGCAAUGAUCACGAAGUGUUGUCCGUCAAACGCGGCGAUCCCGCGUUGCUCUUGCCCCCGCCCCCGCCCGUCGCGCCCGCUCCGCCCAUCUUCCAGUAUUUAUUCCCGCACGUGGGCGCACACAGUGCGAGGUCGACCCUUGAAGCCCCUCUACUCUCCGCGGUCCUGGAGUCGCUUUGUCCGACCGCCGCUACCGCCGCUACAGCUGCCACUGCUGCCGCCGCCGCCGCUGUAGCUCCCGCUGCGGCGGGCGCAGACGCGGCUCGUACAGCCGCAGCAGCGCGCGGCGCCGGCGCCACGGCGGCGGGCGUGCGUCGUAGCGCGAGCGGGUACGACAGGGGGCUGCUGAGGGGAAUCGCGGGCGCGCGGAGUCCAGUCGACCUCACUCCACUCGUGUUCCCCCGCGGCGCCCACGUCUCCCCCGCGCGCGGAGACCCUGCGGAAUCCGGCCCUGUGUCUGCGGACGCCACCCGCGCGAGCGUUUCUGCAGCGACGGCAGCGGCGGCGGAGGGAUUGGACGGGGGUGGUGCAGCGUGUGGGAAGGCGGAUGAGGGUUUUGAUACACUGCUGGCAGUGAGUCUGCCACGUGGACUGCUAGGAUUGGGCGAUGCGCAGCGAGAGGCGGUGCGGCAACGGGCGGAGGAGGGUGCUGCCCAUGCUGGAACGAGCUGCACUGCUCUGCCCCCACUCUCGUCCUCUUUCCCUGCUGCUUCCACUUCUGCUGCUGCUGCCGCCUCUGCUCCUGCUGCCUCUGCUGCUGCCUCUGCUCCUGCUGCCUCUGCUGCUGCUCCGGCUGCUGCUGCUGCUGCUGCUGCCGCUGUUGGUGGUGUUGGUGGUGGUGUCACCACGGGCGUGGCGGGCAGAAGAUUUGAGGAGCUUCAAGCGCUUUACCUUCAAGGGCUGCUGAGCUGUCAGGGUCUGGUGGGGAGCGGUGGUGAGGGGUUAGUUGGGAUGGAAAGCCGUUCCUCAGGGAAGAAGAUGAGUGCGCUUGCUGGGCGCGGAGUGGGUGAGAUGGAAGGGAGGAGUGUGUGUGUGGAUGAGGAGAGACCGGGGUUGAGGGAGGCAGGAGGAAGAGGGGGAGAUGGAGGGGUGGUGGUGGCACGCGUGGCAGUGGAGAUGGAUUUGAUUGGUCAGCUUGGUGACGGGACAGCUGUUGGCAGACAGGCGGCAGGCAGUGGUGCUCCUCAGGUGCUUUCAACAGAGCUGUGUCUCUGA
Molecule: messenger RNA, 2290 nt
Organism: Closterium sp. Naga37s-1
Lineage: Eukaryota; Viridiplantae; Streptophyta; Zygnematophyceae; Desmidiales; Closteriaceae
Source: the annotation of a GenBank genome assembly